UUCCUAGUAGUUAAAGGGUUUCCCGGCAUAAAUACCAAAAAUCUUGUGAGCUAUCAAACCAUAUACCACUUAAAUUACACAACUUUUAUUAACUUUCACUCAAAAUUUUCCUUCUCAAGUGCCCAAUUUUCUCACCAACCAAACACCGCAACAGUGAGUAGUGAGUCUAGUGACAUACCCCUCAAUCACCGACCCAAACAUGCCCAUCUGCAACAGUUGCAAGGGCAAAACCUUCAUCCGCGACGACAUCACCAACAACCUCGCCUGCUCCACCUGCGGACGGCUCCAAGAGUACGACAAUUUGGUCGAACAGUACGGCGGCAUCAACGGCCCCACCGGCACCUUCGUCUCCGUCGGCACCACCGGCACCGGCAACGUUUACAGCUACAAAGAAACCAAAAUCUACGAGGCAAGAAAGCUCAUCGACGACGUGUCGCUUAGGCUGGGAUUUUCGCCCUCCGAAUCCGACGACGUCAAGAGAAUGGUCGCGACAAUCACCGAAGGUGAGUACGGCCAAGGUAAUUGGUUCAAUGUUUUCGUUGGUGCUUGCUCCUAUGUUGGCAUGAGAAGAGAUAACAAAUCCUUGCCGAUCUCCGAGGUUGCUUCGGUGAUCGGCUCCGAUGCCUAUGAACUUGGUAGGAUGAUCAUGCGGGUUGUUAAUUUCCUCGAUUUGAAAAAACCCAAUUUUCCAGAAUUCGAUAUUGUCAAUUUGUUCGAGCGGACGCUUAGGAAUUCGCAUAGUUUCGCUGAUGUUGAAGGGGAUAAGCUGCACAGAAUGAAAAAACAGGGCAUAUUUUUGAUACAUUGUGCCAUGAAGUGGUUCUUGACCACCGGGCGUAGGCCGCUUCCAAUUGUGGCGGCGGUGUUGGUUCUUGUGGCGGAGUUGAAUGGUAUUAGCAUUAGGAUUGAGGAAUUGGCUAAGGAAAUCCAUGCUGUUGUACAUACCAGUAGGUUGAGGUAUAGGGAGCUUUUACAGGCGCUUGUGAAGGUUGCACAAGCCUUGCCUUGGGGGAAGGAUAUUACAGUUAAGAAUGUGGUUAAGAAUGCCCCGUUUGUGAUUCAGUAUAUGGAGAGGAAGGCGAUGUCAAAGCCGAGUAAGAAGAAGGAUUCAGAGGGCUCGAAGGGCGGUGUUGGGUUAGAUUUGGGAGAUGUUGUUAGAGAUUGUUUGAGGAAAGAUAUCGGAGAUGGGACUGAUAUGAUGUCCUUUGAAGAUGAUUAUGAAACAGAAAUGGAAAAGUUAAAAUUUGCACACCAGUCUCGGUAUUUUGAGGCAGAAGAUGGUGGGUGCGCAUUGGGUGUUGACAAUGUGGAUAAGCUGAAGCUUUCACAUGAAUGCUUAUCCAUGAUGUACUCAAAGUUUUUGGAUGAGGUUGGGAAUGUAAAGUUGUCUGGGGGGUUAAAAGAGGUUCAUGAAAGGAAAAAGAGGCGGGGGUUUGAGCUCCAUGCUUGUACAGAGUGGUGGAAUGGAAAGUCUGCAUUGAGCAGGAGGCUUCUACUUAAGGAGAUAUUGGAGAAAGAUGUAGGAUUGGAUGUUGUGCCCCCAUCUUUUGUUAAUGGUUGCGUGACUGUAAAGAAGAGGAGAGAAAAGAUAAAUGCUGCCAAGCUGCGUAUUGAUAAAAUUAUGCAUCCAUUAAAUGCUCAUUCAGGUGACAGUAGCGAUACUUGCACUUCUGAAGAUGUACAUACUACGAAGAAGAGAAAGAGAGCACGUGGUAUUGAUUGGGAAGAUUUAAUUAUUGAAACUCUUCUCCUUCAUCGAGUAAAAGAGGAGGAAAUUGAGAAGGGGUGGUACAAUGUCUUACUGGAAUUACAUGUGUUCAACUCUGGGAUUGUGUGAGAGCUUCUGACAUGGUGGAACCGUAAUCGGUGGAAUAUUCUCACAUGUCUUUCCAACUGCAUGAUCGAAGUUACAUUUUUGUUGGAUUUUGAUGAGAUUUUGUUAAUCUUACAUCUGAUACAAUUAUACAAGCUCUCUCCUGUUUUGAAACAGAAGAUUGGCAAUUACAUUAUAAUACAUACUGGUUCUUCUAAUGGGACCUCAUUCUUUUGUUACAAAGGUUAUUAUUAA
Molecule: messenger RNA, 2068 nt
Organism: Prunus avium (sweet cherry)
Lineage: Eukaryota; Viridiplantae; Streptophyta; Magnoliopsida; Rosales; Rosaceae
Product: POLLEN-EXPRESSED TRANSCRIPTION FACTOR 2
Source: RefSeq, a predicted model, not a curated record